Messenger RNA from Cordyceps militaris CM01, 1338 nucleotides. RefSeq lists its product as uncharacterized. Bases 1 to 1338 code for a protein of 445 amino acids. NCBI's taxonomy places the organism in Eukaryota, Fungi, Ascomycota, Sordariomycetes, Hypocreales, Cordycipitaceae. The record is from RefSeq and is a predicted model, not a curated record. The transcript is spliced from 8 exons.
AUGCAUCUCAAGCAUGCAUUACCCCCCUUUCCCGCGAUACGUGCGUUUGCCAAGCCCGCCUUAUUCUCAUUCGGGCCAAACCGUCUCGCCGCCUUCUUUGGGGCCGUUCAGGCAGCUUCACGCACCGCUAACACAACGCAUCGGCACCGACGCUCCCGGAGUCUCACGUUUCUCGACCUGCACCCUGUCUGGAGGUGGCGUCCCGUGAAGACUAUGUAUUGCGGAGGAGUGCCCGAUACGAAGGAUAAUGUUCGUCUUGGUGAUGUUGUUGUCAGUAAGCCGGUAGCUGGGUGGUCGGGUGUCCUCGAGUGCGACGUCAGCGGGGAAAGAGCGAAAGAUCAGAUUGUUCUCGGCAGAGCGUUGGAUCAGCCGUCACUGUUGCUUCUCACAGCUAACUAUGGGCAAGGCCGAGACAGCCCGCCAUCUUUGAAGAAAGCAAGAUAUAACACUACAUACUCUGGCAACAGCUACAAAGAAGCGAAUCAAUACGAAAGUUUCGAAAGUGGACCCCAAACAAAGACAGCUUUGUCCACUACACAAAGAAGGACUUUGUCCACUAAACAAAGAACAGCUUUGUCCACUACAAUUACUCUGAAGAAGAUCGAGCUCUCGAGGACGGGAUCGCCUUCACGGAAGAUGAAACAUCGGGGGAGGAAGACAGUUUCUCUCAUAUCACGCCAUGCAAACCUGCAUCCUGCAACCGCUGGCACCGCCGCCGAAACCGUGACUCUCUUCAGGUGUCUCUUCAACAAGCCGUCGCUAUAUUGCAACAGUACAGCCCAAGACCACAACAGCAUGGCCGACGUGGCCGUUCCAGACGUUAUCAUGGCUGCUCAGCAUGGAAACAUAUCUUCGCCCGGCAGAGGCGCCCUUUCCAGCGGUGACGGCCGACGAAGCUUUGACAAAUAUCACUGUCGCGCAACCGCCCGCCCAAUUAGAGGCAUACCGUAUGCCAAUGCCAGUAUCGGACGAGCCUGGCUUGGAAAUCCGACCUGCAUUGAGCGUGACCAGGCUCUCAAGGACGUGACGUGUAUGCUUUCGCGUCUCGCAGGAAGAAGAGCUGUUCACAUGAUACCCUCGGUUGUGGACCAGGAUGACGGAGCAAGGGGCUCGUUUCUCAUGGCAUGGGUAGGGUGUGUGCGCGUUUUGGCUUGUGAUGGAUUGUGCAAGGAAGCGACGCACGGAGAGGCAAGGGGACAGGAGAGUGGAGGGAGUAACUCUUACUCCGUACAGGCGGCGGAGAAGCUCAACAGAAAUAGUUAUGCUGGCAAUUUGCAUGUGCAAAUGCAUUUCGGCUGGUUGGUGGGGUUUCGCCGGUGGUUCGCCGGUGGUCGGUGA